AUGACGGUAGCACCACUGCGUAUCAUCAAAAAACAUACAAGCAGAGCUUCACCACCACAACUACCUCAACCAAUCCAUGAGAUGUUACAAGAUCUUUCAUUAAGCACGCAGAAAACAGAUGCAAAUACAUCACAUGAACUAACAUAUCGCCGAGUUAUUUAUGCCUUUUCUAUUGAACAAUCAGAUGCAAUGUAUUUAAAACUAGAGCCGGACCAAAUUAUUCAUGUACAUUUGCAGCACUUUAGUGGAUGGACUGAUGGGACAUUAAUUUCAACAAGUUCACGAGGCUGGUUUCCUCUAGAAUACACAGAACCGUACAUUUUAAUGGCAGUACGGCCAGUUAUUGCAGCAAGUCAAGGAUUAUAUGCACUGUUUUCUUCAUGUAAACAUGAAGAAUAUAUUAUUGGUAUAACCAGUUUAAUGUCUAGUGUACGAGAACUAUUAAUACGAACAAACUCUUUGGAAUAUAAUGCAAUGGUCGUCAAAAACAACUCUGCUAUAAGGCAAAAGCGUAAAAUACUACUUAAUGAACUCAAUAAACUAGCUGAUAUUGCAAAAAAUGCCUCAGAGCAACCGUCACUCUAUUCUGAAAAUAAGGAUCUUUCCAAUGAAUUGAUAUUCCGGCUAGAUCAUAUCGUUUUGUUAUCCAAACAGUUUGCACAUAUGAUUGGGCCAGAAAAAGAGGCAUGUGAUGAGCCACUAUUAUCACCAAUCCCUUCUUUCAGUAAUGAAUUUUUGGAACAUAUAUAUGCACAUCAUAAAAUUGCAUCUACUAUAUCUCCGUCAUUUGUUUCUCUCAAUAAGCAGACAAAUAAAAUCUACAACGAAGAAUUAAAUUCUCAAUUAUCCAAAACAUCACUACAUUCUCAAACAUAUUAUAAUCCAACAAGUGCAUUCCAAAAUUUAACUGUUGCAAAUGAUAAUUUUCUUUCGCAUCUUGCAUCAUUCAUUGGACGUCUUCACUUACAUUCUCAUACACCAAACCAGCUUCUUUUAGCAACUAAACAAUGUGUUUAUACAGCUCGUGAACUUCUUUCGGUUAUCGAACCUAUUUCUAUUAAACAUCCAGAUACACAAUUGUAUAUUGCAAAAGAAGAUUUUUAUACUAAGAUAACAUCUUUCGUAGCCGUUGUAAAAAAGGUAAUUACGGCUCAUUGCUCUACUUCGAACAAUAAAAGUGAAGAAAGUAUUAUCGAUAAAUCUGAAUGUAAACGACUAAUAGAUGCUGCUGCAAACAGUGUUCGUGGAGCCAGUCAAUGUAUUGCAAAAGCAAAAUUUAUACUUGAAACAAUAGGAGAUUUCAAUAUUUCUACAUUACUUUUUAAACAAAAAAAUUACCAUCAAUUAACACCAGCAUAUGGUCAUAUUUCAAAAAAUUUACAAACUACAAUUGAAAACAUUUCAUUUCAAGAAACACAGAAAUCCCAUGUUUUUCCUAUUUCACAGACUCCAAAACCAAUUUCAAACAUUUUCACAAAGGAGAAAAAAGAAACUGAAAAUAAACACUUAAUAUCACAUUCCAAAAAUAUCUCUCAAGAAUCCAUUAAUAAUGAAAGCAAUGAUUCUCACUUGAUUAGUAAUACUGAUAUGAAUAUUAAACCAUUAUCUAAUAAAUCUUUAGAAGAAAAUUCCGAAUCAUCUCAUGUAUUAUUUAUAAAACCACAUUCCGUGUUAUCUCAUAUAUCUCCAUUAUCUGCUUCAGAAUCUAGCGAAAAAACUGUACCAGAUAGCAAAUUGAAAGUUCAUGAUUUGCCUAGUGGAACAGCAUCUAGUUUUGCUAGUAGUGAAAGAUUUUCUAUAACAUCUAGUUAUGCAGAACAUGUAAGCUCUCCUGCAACUAGUCCUGAGCCUUUUGAAUUGGACAGUGCAUUUGGGAAUAAAGAAAAAAAUAAUGCUAAACAUAUUCUAUUAAAUCACGAGGGACAGGUUAUUGGUGCAACCUUGUAUUCCUUAAUAGAAAAAAUGACCAUGCAUGAUACCACUCCAGAUGCAAUUUUUGCGUCUACUUUUUACCUCACAUUCCGUCUUUUCACUACUCCUCGCGAUCUUGCUUUAGGUUUAUUAGAAAGAUUUCCUACUGAAAAACCAAUCGAUGCAGAUCAUAAUUGGGAUCAUUAUUAUGCAAUGCCUAUAAGAUUAAGAGUUUAUAAUGUAUUUAAAACUUGGAUAGACAAUUAUUGGCAUAAAAGUUCAGACGAAGAAGCACUUAAUAUUAUUAAAGAUUUUGCUUAUCAGCUUCGUAAAUAUCUUCCACAAGUAAGUACACGUUUUGAAGAAUUAGUUAAUAAGAUUUCAUCUAAAACUAUAUCGAAUACUUGUUCCACAAACACCUCAAAAAAAAUAUAUAACUUAUCUAAUAAAUCUGUAUAUUCGGAUAUUUUUAUACCACCUGUCAUUAUCUCAAAGAACUUACGUACGCAAUUAAGGACUGCCUCGUUCGAAGAUAAUCCAGAUUCUUUCAAUAUAAUGGAUUUUGAUCCUCUUGAGAUUGCUCGCCAGCUUACUCUAAAAGAAUCUAAAUUAUUUUGUUCAAUUUUACCAGAAGAACUAGUAAGAUUGGGGACGUCUCAGAAAACAAAUACAUCUACGACUGUUAAAGCAAUGGCUGCUUUAAGUACAGAUAUAACAGGAUGGGUUGCAGAAAGUAUCUUAUCUCAAAACGAUAUAAAGAAGCGUACUGCUGUAAUGAAACAGUGGAUAAAAAUAGGAAACAAAUGCCUGGAAUUAAAUAAUUAUAACACAUUAAUGGCAAUUGUUAGUGGUUUAAACUCUUCUACUAUUUCUCGCUUAAAAAAAACAUGGAAUACAUUGUCUACAAAAUCAAAAAAUAUUUUCGAUAAUCUUCGAUCGAUAACAGAUUGUUCACGUAAUUAUGCUAUCUAUAGGUCCCGUCUAAAAGAGAAUUUACCUCCAUGCUUACCGUUCCUUGGCUUAAUUCUAACAGAUAUUACAUUUAUUGAAGAAGGAAAUCCAUCUUACCGUUCUUUUAGAAAUUCUUCAUCUAUAACACACUCAAUUCAACUUAUUAACUAUGAUAAAUAUAUCAAGAUUUAUUCAAUAAUUUCUAAACUUCAACAGUUUCAAGAGCCAUAUAAACUUGAACUUGUAGAAGAAUUACAAACGUGGAUUGAAUCGCAAGUCUCACGUAUACGAAUGAAAGGCCAAAAUAACCUAACAGAACUUUGGAGAAGAUCUCUUGCUCUAGAACCAAAAACACAGUCUCAAUCUUCACAGGAAAAUGACCAAAUGAAAAAUGCAAAUAGUAGUAUAUUUACUGUUACAGAAAUAACUGAAGAUUCAGAUGCAAAAAGACAUUGUUAUAAUAAUAUGGAUUCUCUCAUUAAUUGGACAAUAAAUCCGAUAGUAUCAUAA
Pneumocystis jirovecii RU7 is the source of this 3372-nucleotide messenger RNA. RefSeq lists its product as uncharacterized. Gene Ontology annotation, biological process: Ras protein signal transduction; positive regulation of GTPase activity. Gene Ontology annotation, molecular function: guanyl-nucleotide exchange factor activity; protein binding. Lineage: Eukaryota; Fungi; Ascomycota; Pneumocystomycetes; Pneumocystales; Pneumocystaceae. The transcript is spliced from 3 exons. Bases 1 to 3372 code for a protein of 1123 amino acids. Gene Ontology annotation, cellular component: plasma membrane. The record is from RefSeq and is a predicted model, not a curated record.